UCUAAAAUCUAAAUUCUAAAUAAAAUUCAAAAUUCCAUUAGUGUUUAAAGAUAUGUAAAUUAGAUUCGACAAACGUCUGAAGAAACCCCUAGUUACAAAAAUUUCCUGUUCGUGAAUUUUUAGAGUGCGUGAUUUAUUUUGAUAAAAUAAAAGUUGGGCGACUUGUUCAACGAGCACAAACGGGUGGAACAAUCAGAACAACACACACGCAUCGGAAUUGAAUAACGCAUAUCCUUAAAAAGUGUUUUAACUAAACGAAACAAUGUCCAAAACCUACUUCUGUUUAAAAAUAGUUUCGCUAUCGCUCUUCUGUGUUCUAAGCAUUUAUUUGUUUGUGUUUGCAUUCGACUACGAUAUUCAGUAUGAUUUGAUGAAGACAUACAUUCAGUUUAAGGAUCCGAUGCCCGCCGUUGACAUAUGGAUGAAUUCACCGUUUGGCAAGCUCGAGAUCUACCUCUUCAAUGUGACGAAUUCUGAGGAGUUUCUCGGCGGAUGCCAUAAAAAAAUUCGCCUAGAGCAGAUUGGUCCCAUAACUUACAAUGUCAUUGGCUUCAACGAUAUUCUCAGUCGCACCGAGGACAGUGUGACGUAUCGCAGGAAUCGUUAUCGCCAUAUAAAUUUUUUACCCUACGGAAGUGUUUCUCCGAACAUUCUAAACCAGACAAUUGUGCAAGUCAACGAUAAGGCUAUUCUCGACCGAUCGAAUACUCUCUUUUCUUCCAUAAGCGUCUAUGACUUCCUCCACAGCAACUUUGACCCAUUUAAUAACGCAACUAAAGAAAGAGAAGAAGUCUUUACCGUCAAUAUUGGCAUAAAGCAUGGAAUGGAGAACUUCUUUCGAAUACAGACUCUCAACGGAGAGUACUCAAUUAAGACCUACGAUCGAGCAAAUUCCAGUAGCAGCUGUUCCAUCAAUGUGAAAGGAGCAUUUGACAAUUCACUCUUUCCGCCCUUCAUCACGAAGAAUACCUCCCUGAAUAUAUUUGUCAGCGAAUUGUGUCGUGUUAUCCCGCUUCAUUAUCAACGGGAAGAGACGAAACAGGAUCUCAAUGGUUAUCGUUAUGUGCUCCAGCGGCCCAAUGAGAAGGAAUGCUUACCUGUGGAAAACGGCAAGCCAUUGCCCAAGGACAUGUAUGAUAUGUCAAAGUGUGUGAACAACGACAUUCCAACUGCCUUCUCGGCACCGCACUUUUAUGGCAGCAGCUAUAAUUGGUCGGAGAAUUUCGAGGGCCUCAAUCCCAAUGCUGAAGAGCACGAAGCUUACAUCUUGUUGUUACCCAUGAUGGGUAUACCGAUCAAUAAUAAUCUUCGAUUCCAGUCGAAUAUGGUCUUGCCCGACUUAAGCUAUUUGGAUAAUAAGCUGAGUCAUCUCAGCAAUAAGAUUAUGCCUAGAUUGUGGUACGACUUUGAAAUGGGUAAACUACCGUUUAUUGUGCAUUUUGUGAUGUACACUAAUAUACUGCAGCGCAUGGUGAUGAUUCUACCUCCUCUGGCCGCCCUUUGGAGUCUUAACAAAAUCAUUAAAAUACGUCGACAAUUUAACUACAAGACCAUCAACAACACGUAUAAUCAGCAGAAGGCGAACAUUUAAUUUCUGCCUUCUUUAAUGUCUUUUGUAUCUACAAAUCAUUUUUAAGAAAAUUCCAUUACUAAA
Messenger RNA from Drosophila albomicans, 1654 nucleotides. RefSeq names its product sensory neuron membrane protein 2-like. Gene Ontology annotation, cellular component: cytoplasm; membrane. The record is from RefSeq and is a predicted model, not a curated record. NCBI's taxonomy places the organism in Eukaryota, Metazoa, Arthropoda, Insecta, Diptera, Drosophilidae. Gene Ontology annotation, molecular function: scavenger receptor activity. The coding region runs from base 263 to 1591 and encodes 442 amino acids. The transcript is spliced from 4 exons.